Daphnia pulex (common water flea) is the source of this 2441-nucleotide messenger RNA. RefSeq names its product mitochondrial intermediate peptidase-like. Gene Ontology annotation, cellular component: mitochondrion. Gene Ontology annotation, biological process: peptide metabolic process. The transcript has 10 exons. The record is from RefSeq and is a predicted model, not a curated record. NCBI's taxonomy places the organism in Eukaryota, Metazoa, Arthropoda, Branchiopoda, Diplostraca, Daphniidae. The coding region runs from base 153 to 2312 and encodes 719 amino acids. Gene Ontology annotation, molecular function: metalloendopeptidase activity.
UAAGCUAUGUUACAACAAAACAGACGAUUUUUUACCCAUCUUUCAUCGUGUCCUUGAAGGAAGGAAAUUUGAACAGGAAAAAUAAAUCAAUUAUUCAUUAAUUGUUACACAAGUUACAUAUUUGCUAAGAACUCACAAGAGUGUUCAGAGUAAUGUCUUCUUCUGCCUAUUUCCAACAAGUUAUAAAAUGUUUUACACCAAACCAGUUUCUCCAUCGAUGUACAGCAGCCGGUCUUGCACAUUUAACACAAAAAGCAACGUAUGUUAACAGCAGUUCUUCACCACUUACAGCAGCAUUCAACUCCAAACCUCGAAAACUCAACUUAAAUUUUUCAUUAACAACAGAAAAUUCGGGAUUAUUUGAUAUUCCACUAUUAAGGAGCCCAGACGGAGUAUAUCUUUUGAAAGAAAACAGACUCAAUCAGGUUGAAGAACUGGUAGCAGAAUGUUGUGAUCCUGAUAGGAAGAGACGAAUGGUUGAGAUCUUUGAUGAUUUAUCAAAUGCCUUAUGUCUGGUUGCUGAUCUUGCAGAAUUCUUGAGAAUCGCUUCACCAAAUCAACAAUUUGCAAGUGCAGCAGAGAAUGCCUGUGUUGCAAUCUCUAACCUGGUUGAACAGCUAAACACAAACAGAAAUCUUUAUGAAAUUUUAAAGAGAGCAGUUGAAAAAGGAGAUUGUUUGCCCACUUCACCUAUGGAUGUGCAUGUUGCACAGUUGUUUAUAUUUGACUUUGAGCAAAGUGGAAUUCAUUUGCAAGAAGCUCAAAGGCAACAAGUUGUUAAUUUGAAUGAAUAUAUUCUUCAACUUGGACAAAGAUUCGGCAUGAAUGCCCAUGAACCAAGACAAGUAAACAAGGAAGCUCUCCCAUCACAUAUUAGACAUCAAUUUGCGCUUGAUGGGGAAAAUAUCACUAUAAACGGACUCUACACCGACGCAGCAAAUGAAAUUGCUCGAGAAGCUGCCUACAAAAUCUAUCUCUAUCCAUCGGAAGAGCAAGAAGAUACGCUACAAAAACUUCUCCGAGCUAGACAUCACUUGGCGCAGUUGUGUGGUUUCCCCACAUAUCCUCACAGAGCACUUAAAGGAAGCCUGGCAGAAAAUCCUGAAAUGGUGAUGAACUUUCUUGACUCGCUGUCCACAGAACUUAACCCUCGAGCUGCGAGGGACUACAACACCAUGAGAGACUUGAAGAAAAAAACAAAUUACAAUAACAAAGAAUUGGCUGUCUGGGAUACGCCUUUUUUCACCGGAUUGGCUCGUCGUCAGAUUUCUGGUCACGGCGACGAUCUUUCACCUUUUUUCUCUCUCGGAGCCUGUAUGGAAGGAUUGGACAUGAUUUUCAAUAGUCUCUAUGGUAUUCGAUUGCAACUUAGCACUCUUAAGCCAGGAGAGGCCUGGUGCCAAGAUAUUUACAAGAUCGACGUAGUUCACGAAUCCGAAGGCCUGAUUGGACACAUUUAUUGUGAUUUUUAUGAUCGACCACGCAAGCCUCACCAAGAUUGUCACUUUACAAUUGUUGGUGGGAAAGAACUUGCUGACGGAACAUAUCAAAAUCCUGUUGUUGUAUUGAUGCUUACGUUGCCGUCUCCCUCAUGGGGAACUCCAAGCUUGCUAACACCCAAUAUGGCCGACAAUCUAUUCCACGAAAUGGGACAUGCCAUGCAUUCCAUGUUGGCCAGAACCCGUUAUCAACACGUAACAGGAACGCGUUGUGCGACAGAUCUUGCAGAAGUGCCUUCUAUUUUGAUGGAGUUUUUUGCGUCCGAUCCAAGAGUGGUCUCUAAGUUUGCUCGUCACUACAAAACUGGCGAAGCAUUGCCUGCGAGUCGGUUAGAAUCAUUAUGCGCUGCCAAACACACGUUUGCUGCUGCCGAAAUGCAACAGCAGGUGUUUUACUCUGCUCUUGAUCAAAAGCUUCACAUCCAUCCAUCCAGUGGAAGUAACAGCACAACCACCGAUGUCACGGCGGAGGUUCAACAGCAGUAUUACGGCUUACCUUUCGUUCAGAAUACGGCAUGGCAACACCGGUUUAGUCAUAUCGUUGGCUAUGGAGCCAAAUACUAUUCUUACUUACUGUCGCGCGGUGUGGCUGCAUGGAUCUGGCAGCAAAACUUUCAAGAGGAUCCCUUUAGUCGUGAAGCAGGCGAAAGCUUCCGUCACGGCUUUCUUGCUCACGGUGGCAGCAAGCCGGCACGCGACAUGGUGACGUCAUUUUUAGGGAAAGAAGUAAACUCGUCCACACUGACCCAUUCUCUCAUCCGCGAACUUGAUGCCAAGCAGGAAACAUUACUGUCGCAUCUGAACAAGAAAUAGGAAUUUUGUAAAUUAGUUAUAGCCUAGUCAUAUUUUGUCGAAUUCAAAUAUGCUUUCAUGAAUACUGUUAAAAGGACUAUGGUGCGAAUGUUUUUAAGAGUCCGGCUCAAUAAACGUUUUUCGCUUCAA